CAUCAUUCCACCGAACCCCCCUACUUUUCCAGAUCUUUCUCAACCAACACCCAACACCUACCACCCAGCACAUCUACGACUCAUCGCAAGACCUAGGCUCUCUCCGGAUGGCAUCACUCACUUGCACGGACGACAUUUCUUUUGGUCCGGCUGUCAAGGGCUGUCGCGGGGACUUCGACUUCACCCUGAAAUUUGAAACUAUUGUUCUCUCAAUUCUACCAUCAGCCAUAUUCAUUGCGCUCUCAAUUCCUAGAGGCGUUUGGCUUGCUCAUAGAACAAGUGUCAAGGGUAAUGUAUUAUUCCAGUCGACCAAACUUACAGCAGCAGUCAUUUUCGUGAUACUGCGACUGGUGCUCCUAGCCCUGGCCACCAUUGAGCCAUCUGAGUUGCCUGCAUUGUUCAUCACGGCCAACUCCCUGGACCUCGUCGCCGCGGUAGGAGUUUUAUUUCUAACGUAUCUCGAGCAUUCUCGCUCACUACGACCUUCAAUACUCCUCAGCGCGUUUCUCUCGCUGACUAUCCUUUUCGACAUUGCCCGAGUUCGAUCCUUCUGGAUCUUGGCUCAAACCCACUUUCAAUUUGUCUAUGUGCGACUGUUCACUACAGUGACUGUUUGGAAAGCCUUGCUACUUUUGCUAGAGUCACUGCAGCACCAGAAAUGGUCCAAAUGCGACCACAAAACCCACAGUCCGGAAGAAACCUCGGGCUUGUAUGGACUGGGCAGCUUUCUAUGGCUCGUCCCCCUUGUCCUGUCAGGCUACAAGAAAGUGCUGGAAUUGUCUGAUCUUUACCCUCUGGAUCGAAGCGUGUCGAUUGAAGCCCUGCAGAGAAACUUUGCCACGUAUACCCAGCGCGCCAUCUCCCACGGAGACCAACAAGGCUUGGCCAAAGCAGUUGCCCGCACAUUAACAAUCCCUCUCCUACUGCCCGUCGUUCCUCGCCUCGCGCUACUCGGCUUUACACUUUGCCAAGCCUUUCUCAUCGAGACAAUCCUCGAAUGGCUCGCAAAGUCAGACACCGCCCUGACAGUCAAGGAGGGAUAUGCGCUCAUCGGAGCGACAGCAUUAGUGUACGUGGGGUUACCGAUCGUCACAGCAUUCUAUUGGUAUUUUCAUGAACGGGCUUUAUUCAUGAUCCGGCCAUGUCUAGUAUCGGCAAUCUACCAAAAGACUACCCAGCAGCCAAUUGCCGCUGGAGAUGACAAGGCAGCUGUCACGCUGAUGAGCACCGAUGUCGAAAGAGUCAUGAUGGGUCUUAUGCAGCUACACGAGUUCUGGGCCAACCCCCUCCAGGUUGCAAUUGUGAGUUGGCUCCUUCAGCGUCAGAUCGGCACCGCCUUUGUGGCACCGCUGAUAGUUGUCAUUCUCGGCGCCAUCAUGUCGACUGUCGUGAUGCGAUUUGUUGGCCCUAAGCAGAUAGCUUGGAUGCAAGCAAUCCAGAAGCGGGUCGGGCAUACCUCAACUGUGAUCGCUACGAUGAAACACUUGAGAAUCUCCGGACUUACCCAGCCAGUGGAAGAUUCCAUUCGAGCAUUGCGGCGGGACGAGCUGCACGCUGGGGGGAAGUUCCGAACCUUUCUUGUGAUUUCAGUGGGCAUCGGAUUCAUGCCAGUCCUUCUGAGCCCCAUCUUUGCCUUUGCCUUUAGCUUGGGCAGAUUGAACACCACUACCAUUUUUACCUCCCUCGCCUAUCUCCAGCUUCUCUCUGGUCCAUUCUCUACCCUCUUCCAGGUCGCUCCUCAGCUGCUUGCGGCCUUUACAUCUCUAUCAAGAAUCCAGAUGUUCCUCGAGGGAGAGUCGAGACACGACUAUCGACGACUUGGGACUGACGAAGCCUGGAAACAAAAGGCUGCAGGGGAGAAGUUGCCCCCCGUGGUGAACAUCACGGCCGGGGGCUUUGGCUGGCAAUCAAACGCGAUGACCUUGAAGAACAUCGAUGUUUCGAUCGCCCCAGGGCUGAAUAUGAUUUAUGGUCCUGUGGCUUGCGGGAAGACCACACUGUGUAAAGCGCUGUUAGGCGAGAUUCCAUUCACGGAAGGCGAGGUCUUCGUACGGACCGAGUUCCGCCAGAUCGGAUACUGUGAGCAGGUUCCAUUUCUCCCGAAUGCAAGUAUUCGUGAUGCCAUCCAAGGGUACUCCGCUUUCGAUGCUGAAAGGUAUACAAGCGUGGUUGAGGCCACAAUGCUUUCUCACGACCUGCAGCUGCUCCCUCAGGGCGACCAGACCCAGAUUGGCAGCGACGGGAUCGCGCUCAGUGGCGGCCAGAAACGGCGAAUUGCGCUUGCCAGAGCGUUAUAUCUUCAAUGUGACCUGUUGGUUCUGGAUGACGUUCUCAGCGGACUGGACGCGGCUACGGAGGAGCACAUUCUUCACGCGGUCUUCGGUCUUUCAGGCAUGCUGAGGGCCAGAGGGGCGGUUGCGAUCUUCUGCACCAGUGCCCUACGACAUCUUUCAGCAGCGGACUAUAUCGUUGUAUUGGGAGAAAACGGGACAAUCGUAGAGAAGGGGCCACCCCGCAAUCUCCGUACCCUCACUUCACAAAAUACCGCCGUAAGCGAAAGAGGCACAAUGUCUCAUCAUACCUCUCAACCAUCCGCACCAACAAACCAAUCUCCCACCACCAAUGGUAACAAAGCAGUAAAUUCAAAGAUCAAGAGAGAGCAAUCGAGCAGAGCCAUCGGCGAUGCUGCCGUCUUCAUGUACUACUGCCGCAGCAUUGGCCCUUGGCUGCUUGUCAGCUUCGCGACAGUUGGUAUUCUCUGUGGGUUUCUUUACAACUUUCCCACGAUAUGGAUCGGCUAUUGGAGUACUGAUACCUUCGGCCAAUCCAAAUCUUUGUACCUGGGAAUCUACGCUUGCCUCCAGUGUCUAGCCCUAGCCACCGUUGUCAGCGAGGCUGCCAUCGGCAUGCUGGCCAUCAUCCGUACCUCUGGAUCGCGCCUGCACGAUGCAUUGCUGCGGACAGCCAUCGCCGCUCCCUGGUCCCUUCUAUCUCAGAUGGACACCGGGAUACUCACUAACCUAUUCUCGCAGGACAUGACCUUGAUUGACGGGGAGCUGGCUCAGGCGCUGAUCAACACAUCCCUGCAGGUUUGGAUCGCCAUCGGUGGGGCGGCGGUGAUCGUCGCCGGCUCAUCGCCCUACACCCUCAUUGCCUACCCUUUCGUGCUGGCCAUCAUAUACGCAAUCCAGCGUUUCUAUCUGCGCACCUCCCGUCAGCUGCGCCUGUUGGACCUCGAGGCCAAGAGCCCCCUUUACAGCCACCACCUCAAUACGAUCAAGGGAGCCGCCACGCUACGCGCAUUUGGUUGGAUCAAUGAGUCCAUUGGAGUGAACAACGCGCUGCUCGACGCAUCUCAGCGUCCAGCCUACUUGCUGAGCAUGAUUCAACGGUGGUUGUCUUUUGUUCUCGACAUGGUUGUGGCAGUCCUGGCCGUCCUCGUCGUUGCGCUAACCACUCAGCUUCGCAACAGCAGUGCCGGCUUCACCGGAGCCAGCUUGGUCGCCCUGAUGAGCUUUGGCAAGACGCUGGCCGGCUUGGUCCGUAUGUACACGGCUCUCGAGACUUCCAUUGGUGCUGUAUCCCGGAUCAAAGCGUUCUGCGACGGCGGGGCUGACGGAGUCGGGCUUGAGAAGAAUCAGCUGGAGGAUGACCGCUCUAAGGGUGGCGCUAACAAGCUUCGACUUCCUGCCUCCUGGCCGGAGAGGGGUGCGAUCACAUUCCAGCAUGUUUGUGCUUCGUACAGCAACGAAGCAACUCCCGACUCAGAUGCUCUCGCUAUCCGAGACGCAUCAUUUACCAUCGAACCCGGACAGAAAGUCGCGAUCUGCGGUCGAACAGGAAGCGGCAAAUCGACAAUCCUUCUUCUCCUCCUCCGCCUCUUGGACCCAGUCCCGUCACCACGCACAACCAGCACCAACGCAAAUGAAGACUCAGCCCUAACAAUCGACGGCACACCCCUCCACUCAAUCGACCACGCAACCCUCCGCCAUCGCCUCAUCGCCGUCCCACAAGACGCCAUCUUCCUUCCCGACGGCACCGCCUCCUUCCGCACGAACCUUCUCGCUCCAUUCGCCGACGAGACAAUCGAUCCCGCGGAGUGCCAGGCCAUCCUGGAGCGCACAGGUCUCUGGAGCGUGGUCACGGCCCGUGGCGGCCUGGACGCACCCUUCACAGCCGACACGCUGAGCCACGGGCAGAAGCAGCUGUGGAGUCUGGCGCGCGCGGUGCUGCGGCGGCGGGUGCGCGCGAGGAGUUUGGAGGAGCGGAGCGCUGCUGUGCCUUCUGGUCCUACCCUCUCUUCUGGAAAAGUAAUGCCAAAGGCCCCUGCGGUGUCGGUGGGUGGUCGGGAUUGCGUCACUGCUUCACCUUCUCCAGGCCCGACCGGUGGAGUAUUGCUGCUCGAUGAGAUCGACAGCGGCGUAGAUGCCGCAACCCAGCAGAUGAUGCGCGAUCUCAUCUGGAGUGAGUUUGCGGGGUACACGGUGGUGAUGGUAGGGCAUCGGCUGGAGUUCGUGGGGGAGUUCGACCGGGUUCUGGUCGUGGACGCGGGCCGGGUGGUGGAGGAUGGGUCGCCGGGGGAGCUGAUUGCGCGUCCGACUGGGUGGCUUAGAGAUUUGUGGAUGGUUGGGAGGGGCGAGGCUUGAUUGCUCUUUUUAAGAAGUAGGACUGGUAGCCUGCAUACUGGGGAG
Aspergillus japonicus CBS 114.51 is the source of this 4691-nucleotide messenger RNA. Its product is annotated as putative ABC multidrug transporter. NCBI's taxonomy places the organism in Eukaryota, Fungi, Ascomycota, Eurotiomycetes, Eurotiales, Aspergillaceae. The transcript has 3 exons. Gene Ontology annotation, biological process: transmembrane transport. Bases 108 to 4646 code for a protein of 1512 amino acids. Gene Ontology annotation, molecular function: ABC-type transporter activity; ATP binding; ATP hydrolysis activity. The record is from RefSeq and is a predicted model, not a curated record. Gene Ontology annotation, cellular component: membrane.